AUGGAUAAUUCAGUCAGUAAUGCAACCCCAUCAAAAGAAACAUCGACUGCUAUUAUUUCUGAAUUGCAAACUGCCUUUGUUUAUGAAGAUUUAGUCUUUCAUGUACAAGCUAUUCAACAGCAAAUAAUUGAAAUAGUGAAAUUUAUUGAUGAUCACUGUAAAAAUAACAAGGAAAUAAGAAAAGAAUUCAAAUCACGUCCAUUAACAUUUAUUGAUUCUUAUGGAAAUUCAACAACCGAUGAAUAUUUUGAUCAUCAAAUCAUCAGUACAAUAUUCAGUAGCUAUAAGAACGAUUAUGUCCCGAAGUAUUUACAAAAAUGGAUAAAAAUUGGAAAAAUGAAUGAAAACGGUAUUUCACCAUUGAGUGAAGAUGAGCUCAAUUCGUCUGUAUCCGAAUAUGAUGAUGUUUAUCGGUUUAUUCAAGGGGGAAAAAACUCAUUCCGAGCCAUUCGAAUGGUUAGGAAUGGAUAG
Rotaria socialis is the source of this 471-nucleotide messenger RNA. The record is from the annotation of a GenBank genome assembly. Lineage: Eukaryota; Metazoa; Rotifera; Eurotatoria; Philodinida; Philodinidae.